AUGACGAAUGAGUACUUUGAACUUCCCAAGGACGAAUUCAAAGGGAAUUGGCUUACGUGCUCCUAUGGAUUUGGAUUUUGUCCUAAAACAAAGCAUUACAAAGUAGUAAGAAACUUCACCGUGGAAGAUAGAAACUCCACCGUCCAUAAUAACUACAAAUCAGAGAUUUUUGCUUUUGGGACCCGGCAGGAAUGGACGCGUAUUGAGUCACCGUCCUGUUCUUUUAAUGGAUGUCAUGGUGUUUACUUGAAUGGAGGGUUGCAUUGGGUUGGACAAGAUGAUCUUCAUCAAGAUGUUAUUUAUGGUAUAAAUAUGGAAGAUGAGAAGUACAAGCACAUUCCUUUUCCUAAUAAUGAUGGUUAUUUUCCUUGUAUUGGAGUAUUUAAUGGUGCUCUUCAUCUAACUCUUUCUAUGGAGGGGCACGAGUACACGAUGUGGAAGAUGAAAGAAGAUGGUUCGUGGAUUAAAGCAUUUAGUGCCAGCAUACCAGAUGUGAGCAAAAAUAUUCUUUCUUUCUCACAGUCAACUGUGGAACAGAUUAAAAUAUGUAAAGAUGGAAAGAUCUUGUGUGUUUGGGCGGGAGCUGAAUUAGUGUUGUAUGAUCCAAAGACGGAGAAGAUGGAGAAGUUGAUGGAUGAUACAAUUGCGAGAGAUUUUUCGGUUCACAACAUCGACUCCUUUAAUUUUAAUGCUUUUCCGGAUAUUUUGACUGGAAAAAUAUGUAAAUUUUGA
Cucurbita moschata (crookneck pumpkin) is the source of this 732-nucleotide messenger RNA. Its product is annotated as F-box protein CPR30-like. The transcript has a single exon. NCBI's taxonomy places the organism in Eukaryota, Viridiplantae, Streptophyta, Magnoliopsida, Cucurbitales, Cucurbitaceae. The coding region runs from base 1 to 732 and encodes 243 amino acids. The record is from RefSeq and is a predicted model, not a curated record.